AUGGCGCUGGACGGGAUCCGCAUGCCGGACGGCUGCUACGCCGACGGGACUUGGGAGCUGAGCGUCCAUGUCACCGACCUGGGCCGCGACGUCACCCUGCGGGUCACUGGCGAGAUCCACAUCGGCGGCGUCAUGCUGCGCCUCGUCGAGAAGCUCGAUGUCAAGAAAGACUGGUCAGAUCAUGCGCUGUGGUGGGAAAAGAAGAAGACUUGGCUCCUUAAAACCCACUGGACGUUGGACAAAUAUGGGAUACAGGCUGAUGCCAAGCUCCAGUUCACCCCUCAGCACAAGCUGCUGCGCCUCCAGCUGCCCAACAUGAAGUACGUCAAGGUGAAGGUCAACUUCUCAGACAGGGUCUUCAAGGCUGUUUCUGACAUCUGCAAAACCUUCA
Merops nubicus (carmine bee-eater) is the source of this 391-nucleotide messenger RNA. Its product is annotated as fermitin family homolog 2-like. The record is from RefSeq and is a predicted model, not a curated record. Gene Ontology annotation, biological process: integrin-mediated signaling pathway; cell-matrix adhesion. NCBI's taxonomy places the organism in Eukaryota, Metazoa, Chordata, Aves, Coraciiformes, Meropidae. The transcript is spliced from 2 exons. Gene Ontology annotation, molecular function: integrin binding. The annotation marks the transcript as partial. Gene Ontology annotation, cellular component: extrinsic component of cytoplasmic side of plasma membrane; focal adhesion.